GGAGUAUGCUGUCCUUUGGAGUGACAGUUAAAUAGUGAGGCUUCCCUGGUACAUUUUCUCUAUCUGCUCUGCUUGUCGCUCUAAUAACACUGUGGCUGAAAUAACGUACUACUGAUCCAUACAAAGACCCAAUUUGGUCCACCGCUGAUAACGAUAAACAAACGCACCUUCUUGCCAACAAGGACUUGACCACCUUUUUUUAUAUCACCUCCAUCCAACUGCUUCAAAAGAGAACACUAAAUCAGACCAAAAUGGUUGAACUUAUACAUCCUCCCGAUCCCCGCACAUUACUUCCUCCCAUCCUGGCAUGCCUCCCCACCGCAUUCGUAUCGCCACGCCCUCCUCCGGCUCUUCUCCCUCUUCUGUCUCCGAUUCUGCGCCAACGAGUCCAGUUCCUCACUUCGGUUUCGGUUUCGCCAACGGAUUCAUGGCUCCGGUUACUUUCGUGGAAAUUAGAGAAAGGAGAGGAACUUCAGGCUCUCGUCGACGGCACAAAUUUCGAGCCCCACCCCGUCUCGGGGGAAAUCGAGCUGCCCGAUGAACUGCGCGUGAGCUACAAACGGAUCGACGAAGAGACGCUUCAUGCACAGAUCGCGCUUCCCGAGUACCGCUUAAAGGCCAUCUAUCUUUGGUGCCCGCCUGAUCAAGAGAAUGAAGGACCGGGCUGGCGACUGGCCGAAUUGUUACCCCGAGAAGGAGCGACGGAGGAUGAAGAGACUUGGUCCACUUCGAUCGGGGAGGCGAAUGCACAGUCCAAGGGGAGAUUGAUGGAGGAUGCACUACGGGCUGCGGAGAAUGAUGAACGUGCCAAGCAAAACGGUCAAGGGCAGCAAGAGCAAGAAGAGGACGAAGACGAUGCUGCAUACUGGGCUCAGUACGAUGCGACACCGGGGCGAACCCCGGCCGUCAAGACACCAGCUCCCAAUCCUGCUUCCUCCCUAGAACAGCAGAACGCAUCUGAGGCAUCGUAUUUCUCUCGAUAUGGCGCCGUGCAGCCAGCUAUGGAUAACCAUGACCCUGAAGAGGAACAGCCCGAGGUGGGACCAACCUCACUUAAUGGAGACUUGCUGGCCAGUCUCCUGCAAAGGCAGGUUGGCCCUGAAGCUACAGACUCGUCUGCACGGCCCAACGGCUACCCGCCUGGAGCAGCCAAUGAGGAGAGUGUCGCGUCACUCAACCACCCCCGUCCGUCGUCGGACUCGUCUGCCAGCUCCGAUGCAGUAGCAAAGCUGGAAUUGGAAGCAGAGAGCCGGUCUGCGUGCGAAGUAGGAGUAAAACAGCAUAUCACUUCCAACAUCAAGAGUCUCUUUCGACUGGCCAAGAGCACGGGGAUCUCUCGAACAGAGUUUCAGUCUUUGGUCAAGACGGAAUUGGACUUGCUGGACAUGACUGAUGUUGAAGAGUAACGAAGUCUUUUUGUUGUCUUUGCUAUUUUGAGCUUUUUGUUGAUUCCAGAGCGUGUCUUGGACGGAGUCUAGGCAUAGAAUAUAGUUAUAGUAUGGCUUGGGAGCUGGGUUGCUAUCAAUUGAUCAAUUGAACUACAUACGAAUAC
This is a messenger RNA of Aspergillus glaucus CBS 516.65, 1552 nucleotides long. RefSeq lists its product as uncharacterized. Bases 252 to 1406 code for a protein of 384 amino acids. The transcript has a single exon. NCBI's taxonomy places the organism in Eukaryota, Fungi, Ascomycota, Eurotiomycetes, Eurotiales, Aspergillaceae. The record is from RefSeq and is a predicted model, not a curated record.